Molecule: messenger RNA, 1351 nt
Organism: Annulohypoxylon maeteangense
Lineage: Eukaryota; Fungi; Ascomycota; Sordariomycetes; Xylariales; Hypoxylaceae
Product: S1/P1 nuclease
Exons: 3
Coding region: 399-1295 (298 amino acids)
Biological process (GO): DNA catabolic process
Molecular function (GO): endonuclease activity; nucleic acid binding
Source: RefSeq, a predicted model, not a curated record
GUAACAAAUAUCUGUACUAUAUAUGUCUAAAUUAGUCUCAAGUCGAAACCCAAAAGUUCCGAUUAAAAGCCUCCGGACGGUAGUAACCUUAUCUGAGCCUUAGUUGGAGUUUGAUUGGGAUGUUAAACGCCUGCAGCUGGUCGCUCACGAGGCGGCCAGUCGUACGCAGCAAAUCAGGUGCGAUGAUCAUGCGUGUUCCCUCGACAACCAAAUUCGUGCACAUGCCACGAAAACUCACGACUCAAUAGACGCGCGUUGCUAAAGUAUCAUGAUUGACGAUGAGUUAUCUUCAUAUUUGUAAUUCAUUUAAUAUCUAAAUCAUAUGGAAAAAUAAGAUCAUCUAUUUAUAUUCGAAAUACUAAAUAUUAUUCAUCGUUAUCGAAACUGUCUCAGCCAUCAUGAGACUAAGUCAAUCUACUUUGGCCUUAGGCACGCUCUUCUUACCAGGUGCGGCGGCUUGGGGAAGUUUGGGUCACAUCACUGUCGCCUACAUCGCAUCAAACUUCGUAAAGGACAGCACCACUACUUACUUCCAAGGUAUCUUACAGAACAACACCGAGCAUUAUCUUGCCGGUGUUGCCACUUGGGCCGACAGCAUCAGAUACACGAAAUGGGGGCGUUUCAGCAAGAAUUUCCAUUUCAUAGAUGCGAAGGACACCCCGCCCGACUACUGUGGCGUUGACUUCGAGAGGGAUUGCAAGGAGGAUGGCUGUGUCGUGAGCUCGAUUCAGAACUACACCUCCCAACUGCUAGAUGCAGAGUUAUUUCCAUGGCGCAGGAGCCAGGCGGCCAAAUUCGUGAUUCACUUCGUCGGCGACAUCCAUCAGCCCCUGCAUGUGGAAAAUGUUGCUAUGGGAGGCAACGGAAUCCACGUGAAAUGGGAAUCGUCUGAGUUGAACCUCCACCAUGUUUGGGACUCGAGUAUUGCCGAGAAGAUGUUGGGCGGGAUUCAUAGAAAGCCUUAUGUGGCAGGAUACGCAUGGGCGGCUAAUCUAACCGAGCAAAUUAAGACCGGCAAGUAUGAGUCGGUUAGUCAAUCCUGGGCCGACGGCAUCAGUCUCGAUAACCCUAUCAACACGGCGAUGGGUUGGGCCAAUGAGUCCAACGCUGUUGUUUGCACACAUGUGUUUCCAGAAGGCCCUAAGGCGAUUGUCGGCCAGGAGCUCGCGGGAGAUUACUACGAAAAGGCUGCCCCUGUGAUCGAAAUCCAAGUAGCUAAGGCAGGGUACCGUCUCGCCACUUGGUUAGAUCUCAUAGCCGACAAACUAUCUGAAGCGGUCGUCGACGAACUGUGAGACAAAUUCCUUUUGGAAUAUCACUAUGCUAGAACCCGUUAUUUGUAGAGAUAUCA